AUGGUUCGAGGAUUCCAGGGCGGACAGAUCAUUGCUACCGCGACAGUGAGCUUUGCAUCCGCAGUUGGAAUAACGGGGAGAGAAGGCGGCGGUGCUCCAUAUGAACAUGGGAAAAAGAUGCCGGCCGGUUUGAGCCGGCCGGAUCAGGCCGAAAUGGAGACAUAUGAAGUAGAGGGACCUCUUGAAAUCCAAACGGGAAAAAUUCUGAACAAAUACUCCGAUGACCCUGCCGACACGAUGAUCCGCUACUGGAUGCGCGCCAAAGGACCUAUACACGAGAAUAAAGUGCAAUCUCAUCUUGCAGCCUUGGCUUUCCUAACUGACGCAUACUUACUCGGUGUUGUUACGGGGGUCCAAGAUGAUGCGAAGUACGAGGAUUUAGGAGUGGCUGCGAGUCGGAAUCAUACGGUUCAUUUCCAUGAGUCCAAAGCUGUGCGCGCAGACCAAUGGAUGUCCUCUGAACAGGAAAGUCCUUGGGCAGGGAAGGAUCGAGCGUUGGCUGUUCAUAGAAUUUGGUCGGGUGACGGUGUUUUGCUUGCUACUUGUAUGCAGGAGGGGUUAAUUCGACCGAAGAUGAAACUGUAAUUGACGAGUCUUCAUAGUACCAAAAUCCAUAUCUGGAAUGUACAUAACUACAUACAAGGACAAUUCUGUAUUCACUGG
Molecule: messenger RNA, 663 nt
Organism: Aspergillus glaucus CBS 516.65
Lineage: Eukaryota; Fungi; Ascomycota; Eurotiomycetes; Eurotiales; Aspergillaceae
Product: acyl-CoA thioesterase
Exons: 3
Coding region: 1-585 (194 amino acids)
Biological process (GO): acyl-CoA metabolic process; fatty acid catabolic process
Cellular component (GO): peroxisomal matrix
Molecular function (GO): fatty acyl-CoA hydrolase activity
Source: RefSeq, a predicted model, not a curated record